AUGAUGUAGUUAAGAAGCGGAACAUUAAAGAAACCCCCUGCCAGAAUUUGCAUGUCUUCAUAUCAGGUAUUCUAUGCUGAGAAGGCUGCUUAAAUGAAAAAAGAUGGGAUGAUGAAAGGUAAGGAAAUCCAAAGCAAAAUCGCCGAAAUGUGGAGAUAAAUAGAUGAGGAGGAGAAAGAGAAAUAUGAUGAUGAAUUUGAAAAAAUGGAGGCAAAGUACAAGGAAGACUUACUUUUAUAUUAUGGCGGGAGUGCAUAAGAUUUGAAAAAGUACAAAGCCUUACUGGAAAUUCCUGAGAAACCAAAGAAACCAGUAUCAGGUUGUUUAGUAUAUAUAGCUGAGAACAGAAGAGCGUAUUCUGAAGAGAAUCCUGAUGCAUCCUUUGGUUAAGUAACAAAGGCAUUGGUGGAUCGAUAUAACUAACUUUCAAAUAAGGAUAGAAAGAAGUACGAUGAUGAAUUCGAGAAGAAACUAGAACAUUACCAUAAACAAAUGGAUGAAUGGUCAAAAAAGUAUUCAGAAAAGAGAGAGCAAUUUGACCAGUUGAUAGAGGAGAAGUUUAAAAGAUCGGCUACAAGACAAGACUUGUAGUAUUAGGAACUGCCUCCUUAUAAGAGGGGUCCCAAAAAAAUGAAGGAUGAUGAAGAAACUGCAUAAUAGAAACAUGAGAAGGAAGAUCAAAUGAAGAAGGAAGAUAAAAAGAUGGAUGACAAAGACAAGAUUAGUAAAAAAGGAACCAAAAAUACCAAAGAUGAAGGUAAAGGGCAAUCAAAGAAAAUGAAUGAAAAAGAUGCUAAAGAUAAAAAGGAUAUGAACCGCAAAAAAUCAAUGGGCAGAAGAUGUUGA
Messenger RNA from Paramecium tetraurelia, 846 nucleotides. RefSeq lists its product as uncharacterized. NCBI's taxonomy places the organism in Eukaryota, Ciliophora, Oligohymenophorea, Peniculida, Parameciidae. The transcript is spliced from 3 exons. The record is from RefSeq and is a predicted model, not a curated record.